This is a messenger RNA of Cryptosporidium ubiquitum, 1611 nucleotides long. RefSeq names its product chaperonin containing TCP-1 delta subunit. The transcript has a single exon. Lineage: Eukaryota; Apicomplexa; Conoidasida; Eucoccidiorida; Cryptosporidiidae. Gene Ontology annotation, molecular function: ATP-dependent protein folding chaperone; ATP hydrolysis activity; ATP binding. Gene Ontology annotation, biological process: protein folding. Bases 1 to 1611 code for a protein of 536 amino acids. The record is from RefSeq and is a predicted model, not a curated record. Gene Ontology annotation, cellular component: chaperonin-containing T-complex.
AUGGUAUCUGAAAAUUUGAGUCGAAACGAGAGAAGCAGAACAACUCGUCAUGAAAAUAUUGUCGCAGCAAAGGUCAUUUCUGAGAUUAUUAGGACCAGUUUAGGCCCUAAAGGGAUGGACAAAAUGAUUGAAAAAGGAGAGGUUAUUAUCACAAAUGAUGGUGCUACAAUUUUAAGAGAAAUGGCCGUGGUACACCCAUGUGCAAAGAUGCUUGUUGAAUUAUCAAAGGCCCAGGAUGUUGAAGUUGGGGAUGGCACCAGUUCAGUAGUUGUACUUGCAGGGAGUCUACUUGGAGUUGCUGAGACGCUAUUAGAUAAAGGUAUUCACCCACAAUUAAUUUCUCAAUACUUUAUGGAGGGAUGUAGUAUGGUUGAGAAGAUACUUAGGAACAUGUCUAUUAAGGUUGAUUUAACAGACAAAAAUACUUUGAUUAAGUCUGCAUGCACAUCACUAAGCUCCAAAGUUGUAAGCCAUAGCGCUCAACAUUUGGCAAGUAUUGCAGUUGAUGCAGUUUUAGGAAUUUCAAGGAUUUGCCAAAAAAACUCUAUCGUUUCUGAAUCUGAAAAUAUGUUGCAAGACAUGAGAAAAACAGUAGAUUUGAAAAAUAUUCGCAUUGUAAAGAAGCUGGGUGGUACCGUUGAGGAUACAGAGCUUGUUGAUGGUUUGAUACUUCAUCAACAAAAAGUUUCCAGAACUGCAGGAGGCCCAACAAGGAUUCAAAAUGCACGUAUUGGCCUAAUUCAAUUCUGUCUUUCUGCCCCAAAAACAGACAUUGAAAACAAUAUUGUAGUAAAGGACUAUACAGCUAUGGAUAGAUUACUAAGGGAAGAAAGACUUUUAAUAGCCAAGAUGAUUAAGCAGAUAGCGGCAACAGGUUGCAAUGUACUACUUAUCCAAAAAAGUAUAUUAAGAGAAGCAAUUAGCACAUUAGCAUUAGAUUACUGCGCUAAAGCAAAGAUUCUUGUUGUUAAAGACAUUGAGAGGGAUGAAAUCGAAUUUUUAAGUAAGGCUCUCAACUGCUCUCCUAUUGCUUCGCUUGACCACUUUACUUCAGAUAAACUUGGCACUGCUAACUGCGUCUCAGAUGAGGAUUUAGAUGGAAAUGGUCGUAUUUGUAGAAUUACAGGGAUCCCAGGAAAGGAUAUGAUGACUAUAUUUGUGAGAGCGUCUAAUUUGUUAAUGCUCGAUGAAACCGAACGUUGUAUACACGAUGCAUUGUGCGUUGUUAGGAGCAUUAUUAAAGAACAAGCUUUAGUCCCAGGUGGUGGGGCAUGUGAAAGCCAGAUUUACACAGAGCUAUCUAAUUGGGCAAAGUCACUUUCCGGAGUAAAGCAAAUUUGUAUUCGUGCAUAUGCGCAGGCAUUUGAAAUUAUCCCAUAUACACUUGCGGAAAAUGCAGGCUUAAACCCCAUUGAAAUCGUUACUCAACUACGAAAGAAGCAUUUUGAUGGGGAAAUUUAUGCGGGAAUUAAUGUCAGAAAAGCAGCAGUCACUGAUAUCCUCAAAGAGAAUGUACUUCAGCCAUUACUUGUUAACCUCUCUUCUGUGAAGUUAGCCACUGAGACAGUGAUGAUGAUAUUAAAGAUAGAUGAUAUCAUUCCAUGUUAUUAA